Psylliodes chrysocephalus is the source of this 1935-nucleotide messenger RNA. The record is from the annotation of a GenBank genome assembly. Lineage: Eukaryota; Metazoa; Arthropoda; Insecta; Coleoptera; Chrysomelidae.
AUGUUGGCUGCAAAUUUGAAGUUGAAGCUUGAAUAUGAAAAGGUUAAACCUCCUACAACUGCUCUUAUAAUUGCAAAAGAAUAUAGAACUCGAAAUUAUGACAUGUACGUAUCGAAAAUAUGCGAUAGAGUGGAUGGCGAUCUUCAAACUCAGAAUACUUUUGGAUUAACACAAGAUAAAUUGGUUUUUAUCGCUCCUAAUCUGAUAAAUCUGAAAAAAAAAAUGGCCGAUACUACAAGCUCUGCUUCCGAGAGUUACUGCCAAACUCCUCAGGAGAAUGUAGAACUUGAAGUAGUAGGAGAAGAAAUUCAGAAAAAUGUAGUUGAAGAAUAUAGAAAUAAUGUUGAAAUAUGUACCAAUACAAUUUUAGAAUCAUAUUUUAACCUCGAGGAUGUUAUUAUUCUUGUUAAUACAAAUAUUAAAACUAAAUAUCCUGUGACACAAUACUGUACGAAUUUAAAAAUAAAAAAAUUAAUCAACAGAAAACAACCUGAUUUAUAUAUAAUAUCAGGACCUACAUCUCAAGCUCUAGAAGUCUUAUAUUCUUCAGCACUACUGAUUUCUCAAAAGAAGUUUAUUAUAUUUGUAGACAAAAUUAGUACAGAUUUUCUAGAAAUUCUAGAUAAAUACUUCAUUUAUAACGUCCUGAUUGUAACAACUAACAAUUAUUCAGUAUUCAGUUUAAGUUGUUCAUCAUUCGGAAAAUUAUACAGCGUUCUAAUAGGUUCGUGUUCCAAAUUAAUCUUCGAAAAAAGAGUAUUUCAAGGCUGCAUCAAACCUCUUAAUAAUCUCAGAGUGCUAUAUGCAGUUACACCUCCGUACGUCAUUAGCAGUUCUACAGGAACCCAUAUAGAGUUGGUAAACAUGGUGGCUGCAAAUUUGAAAUUAAAGCUGAAAUAUAAAAAGGUUAAACCUCCUCCAACUGCUUUUGUAGUUGCGGAAGAAUUUAAAACUCGAAACUUUGACAUGUACGUAUCGAAAAUAAGCGAUAGGGUGCAUGGCGAUCCUACAAUUCAAACCACUUUUGGAUUAACACAAGAUAAAUUAGUUUUUAUUACUCCUAAUCUGGUAAAGUACAAUAGAUGGGCAAUUUUUACUAAGGAAUAUAGUCGCCUUGUAUGGUGGCUUUUAUGUGGAUUAUUUGUGCUUUUAUAUACUUCAUUUUAUUUCGUAUCGUACUUAUUUAAUGAUAGAAAUGUUGGAUCUAUAUUAUAUAUCCUUUUGAGUGUUCUCUUCGAAGGCAGUGCAAUUAUCUAUGCAAAAACAUUAUCAUUUAAAGUUUUAUUUUUAAAUUACCUUAUCUUUAGUUUGAUCAUCACCACUGUUUACAAAAGCAAAAUGUUCGAUUUAAUGAUAGCCGAUAAUAGUUUCCAACUCAUAAAUUCUAGAGCUGAUAUUUUAACUUCUUCAUUAGCGAUUGCUUUUCCAGAUCCAAACAUCGUUGAAAUGUUCAAAGUUUCUACUGAUCCAAUUGAAUUGGGUAUGUCAAAAGCAAAUAUCGUGUAUUGUUUACGGGAUUACUGGGAAUGUGUUAACAAAACUGCUUUUGAUAAAAAUUUAAUUACAUCCAGAUUAGUUAAACAGUUACAGUAUUACGUUCCAAUCUAUUACCUUGAUGAAGAUGGUAAAUCGAUGCUGAAUAUUUUGCAUAAUGAUCAUUAUGAUAUGCUGUAUUUAGUUAUAGUUUUCCGAUUGGGACAUCCUAUAUUUACAGUAUUUAACAAGAAAUUGAUGUACUUGUAUGAGACCGGCUUUGUGAAAUACAUUUCUGAUAAUUUUGAAAGAGAAUAUAAGAAAGCAAUGUACCUUGCUAAGGAGAAAAGUUCAUGUAAACCGUUGACUUUAAAAGUCUACCAAACUACCUUUAUUAUUUACUUUUGUUGUGUUGUAAUUUGUUUUGUUGUAUUUUGCUUAGAAUUUCUUGUAUUUUUGUAA